AUGGAGGGCGAUCUUGGCGAUAUGGAUGGAGAAGUUGCGGAACAUGCUGGAAUUAUUCCUCGCGUCUUGAACAAUCUUUUUAAUAUACUCGAGAGAGACAAAGCAGAAUAUUCCGUGCGUGUUUCGUUUGUCGAAUUGUAUAACGAAGAAUUGAAGGAUCUUUUAUCCCCGACAGAGGAUACGCGCAAGCUCAAGAUAUUUGAAGACCUAGCAAAAAAGGGUGUAGUGAUACAAGGUGUUGAAGAAGUUUUGGUAAAGAACUGGGCAGAAGGCAUUCGUGCUUUACGACAAGGAUCACAUAAACGACAGGUGGCUGCUACAAAGUGCAAUGAGAAUUCUAGAGAAACAACGGACAAUGGUGAAGAUCUGCUGAAAGUCGGCAAGCUAAAUCUGGUUGAUCUGGCUGGCUCAGAAAACAUUGGUCGUUCAGGAGCCGAGAACAAGCGCGCUCGAGAGGCUGGCGUGAUCAAUCAAGGUCUGCUUACGCUGGGUCGUGUGAUUAAUGCGCUAGUUGAACACUCGCCUCACGUGCCCUACAGGGAUAGUAAAUUGACCCGUCUUCUCCAAGAUUCGCUCGGCGGCAGAACAAAGACCUGCAUUAUCGCCACAAUAUCUCCAGCAAAAGUCAACCUGGACGAAUCAUUCUCCACACUAGACUAUGCCAAUCGUGCCAAAAAUAUUCGUAAUAAACCUGCUGUCAACCAACUCUUAACAAAGAAAGCAUUAAUCAAGGACUAUGAGGACGAAAUUGCACGACUAAAAUCGAAUUUGCAG
This is a messenger RNA of Paraglomus occultum, 774 nucleotides long. The record is from the annotation of a GenBank genome assembly. Lineage: Eukaryota; Fungi; Glomeromycota; Glomeromycetes; Paraglomerales; Paraglomeraceae.